This is a messenger RNA of Alligator mississippiensis (American alligator), 415 nucleotides long. It is a transcript of the gene ATP5F1E, whose product is annotated as ATP synthase F1 subunit epsilon. The coding region runs from base 99 to 254 and encodes 51 amino acids. Gene Ontology annotation, biological process: proton motive force-driven mitochondrial ATP synthesis. Gene Ontology annotation, cellular component: mitochondrial inner membrane. NCBI's taxonomy places the organism in Eukaryota, Metazoa, Chordata, Crocodylia, Alligatoridae. Gene Ontology annotation, molecular function: proton-transporting ATP synthase activity, rotational mechanism. The transcript is spliced from 3 exons. The record is from RefSeq and is a predicted model, not a curated record.
UGGCAGGUGGGGGUGGUCUUUACCUGCCGAUUGGUCGACGCCUCCUGCUGUGUGCGGCCUUGCCCGUCGCGCUGACCUUGCGGGUCGCAGCCGCAGCCAUGGUGUCGUACUGGCGACAGGCCGGGAUCAGCUACAUCCGGUUCUCGCAGAUCUGCGCCCGCGCCCUGCGGGCCGCCAUGAAGCCGCAGUUCCGGGACGAGGCGGAGCGGGCGGCGGCCGCCAACGUGAAGAUCGUGAAGCCGAAGAAGGAGUGAGGAACUGACCUGCGGUGACGACCGCACGGACGAAACGUGACGCGGAGUCGAGCUCGUCGAUCCGCAGGAGCGCUGUGUAACUUUUCUUUUUUUUUGAGCUCGCUGUAAAGUCUGCCUGUCCGUGUAAAAGAUCAUGCCAAUAAAAUGAUGUGUCGAUAUAA